GCAUCAAUUCAGUUAUAGACUGGACCCUUGCCAAGGAAGCAGCAGUUGUGAUAGAGACGGUGUUAGGAGCACGAGACGGUGUUGGCAGCACGAGACCGUGUUCUGUUGUGUAAGGAAUAAAAACGCAGCGCAAAGAACACAAACAAGAAGACAACCCUUGGAUUGUACAACAUGGGCAGUCCCGUGGUUGUGGCAUCGCCUAGGAAGAGUCCAUCUUCUGGCCGUAGGGUAAGUCCACUUGUUGUUGUUGAAACAAAACGUCCAUUAGUAGCACAUGUGUCAUGUGUUGUUGUUUUUUUUAAUUUAAAUUUGUGACUAUUUUUUUAAAAAUUAAAAAGUAUCGUAGUAUCUUUAGCCUAUCAUUAUCAUAUAUUAUAUAUCAUUGGACCAAAUCGAGAUGUUUUCGUAUUUUAAUUUUAUGCUUAUAAAACCCUGACUUUCUGAUACAAACUGAUUAGCGUGGAUAAGGCUCUGAAGAUAUGAUAUAGUCUAAUAUAGUAGGCUUAAAUCAAACAUUUUUAGCAGACCUCACGACUGUUUGUCGGUUGGUGGCUUUAGAAAUAAUAUAAAAAUAACUUACCGUAAUUAUUAUGUUGAAGAUUUGGAAUACAAAAAAAAAAAUACUUAAAAAAAUAUUUGUGUGUAGUACCGGUAUGUUAUUUGUUAUUGUUAUGGUAAUUAAGAUGAAUAAGAUCUGUUUUUUAACAAUAACUUUUGUUUUUCUUUGUGGUGUGUGGUUUUAUACGGGGUGAAAAGUUAUGUAUAACUAAUACAUUAUUUUUAUGAAGUUUAUUUCUAAGAUGGUCAAGUAAAACUACAACAAACAUGUUUUUUAAAAGUGAACGGUAUAUUUUAUACUGUUAUUGCUCAUAAUAAUAUUUGACUCAUGUACGCAUGUAAUAGCAUAUCGUUAAUGUCUACUUUGUAUGACCACUGAACCCAGCAUAAACAAUAUUGAAAAUUAUUUAUAAAUAAGGCGCAUAUGUUAUAGUAGGACGAUUUAUUAAUUAACUAUUGGACUUAAUGGACUGGUAACUAAAGUCCUAAGUCCUAUUAAAUAGGCUAUUUUGAAAUAUUUAUAUACUGUUUUUUUUUAUUUCUUAAUUGUUUAUUUUUUUGUUUGGAAUUUUUUACUUGUUAUCUUUUCACAAAAAGAUUUCCCUAUUCCUUAGUUUAAUAAAUUUUUUAAAAAAUUAAAGUUCUUACUGGCAUGUGUUUAAUAAUAGAUUCUUAUACAUCAACAGACCAACAAACCGCUGGUAGAGAAGAAACGAAGGGCCAGAAUCAACGGAUGUCUCGGCCAAUUGAAAUCCUUGAUACUCAGUGCAAUGCAAACAGAGGUAAGACUAAAUGUCAAGAGAUUAAAUUACUUUUAUAGAACCCACGAGUAGGGCUAUCAAAAUAUUAAAAUGAUAGCAGGAAUUCAACGAAAUAAUUUAAUAAUUAUUGUUAUAAGUCAAUACAAAUCUAACAUUCAACUGUAAUCAUUGGUAAAACAUAUUAAAGAUAAAUUACUAAAUAUAUAGCAUCAGUAAUUAUAAUUUAUUUUUAAAAUUAAAUUAAAGACCCAGUUUACAAAAGGCUAAUAAAUUAGGGUCAAACUAUUGCUAUUUUGAACAUUAAUAAAAUCAAAGUAGUGCAAUCAUAAGUAUUCAAAAUUGUAGGUUUAAAUUUGAAGCCACUGAAGAUUAUAUCUGUAUUUACUUAUCCUGCCUCCAGGGUGCUCAAGUUUCCCGCCUCGAGAAGGCAGACAUUUUGGAAAUGACUGUGAAAUACCUGAGACACAUACAGCACCAACAAAUGGUCCCAGAGCCGGAAGUGACGGCCAAGUUCAGUGCCGGCUACACAGAGUGUGCCUCGGAAGUCAUCAGGUACAUCGACACCGUGAAGUGUGUCACACCAGAAGUCAGGUCUAGGCUGGAGAGCCACCUCGUGGAGCGGCUCAGGGGCUCUGCAGCCUUGACCCCUGCUGUCCCGCCCUCUGCACAGCAGCCCGUUCAAACACCGCCAUCGGCCAAUAAAACGGUAGUUUACCCGGCUGCAACCACAAACAUGGACGAAACCAUGACCAGACACUAUCAGACCGCAGUUGAGCUGGCCAACAUGGCCGCCUCUGUGGUCUUGCAGUCCAACACCAGAUCCAGCUUGACCAACAUCAGGCAGUCCUCACAGGCAUCUGCAUCAUUACCGGAGACAAUAACAACAUCACAACAGCUGAACUUGACCAACGGUCACCUUGUGCAGCAGUCCUCUCAUCUGGAAUCGGCCCAAAAUUUAAACGUUCGCAAACUGUCCGAGACUACCCGCUGUUUGAACAGGUCUCAGAGCAUGUCGCCCUCGGCUCUUAGGGCAGAGGAUCAAGAUUUCAGAACCUCUGCAGCACAGUUCUAUCACAGCCUGGACGAGAGGUUACGUCACAACGGCAGUGAACCCGCCAUGCAUCUGACGUCAUCUUCCACAUCUCUAGCUGCACCCAAACAAGAAAUUUUCUACACCCAAAAUGACCCAAACAAUAACCAGCCAAUCAAUUUAGAUUACUCAGAUGUGGUCAAAUCAGAGUCUGAGUACCUCUCCAUCUUCCAGCGCCCUCUACACAUCCACAUCCCAGGUUCACCCCACCCCCUCCCCUCUACAUCCCCACAAUCCAUUCACCCACAUCAAAUGGGAUUCCACACCCAACGUUCACAAGGAGCCGACCCUGCCCACUCCCCAUCCAUAACCUCCAUGGACGAUGCGCCUCCGACCAUCCUGUAUGGAUACAAUGGAGCCCACAUGGCUAGCCCUUAUCAGAAAAUGGAAACCUUAUCUCCUUGCUCACCGAAAACUUCCGGAAACGCAGGCGGGAUCGGCAGUAGCAAUGAGUACAUGGAGACAUUUGAGCAAGCUGAGCCCCGUGCCUCGAAUCAUUUUUCCCACGAUACCGUGAGCGCGAGCAACUCACGUGGUGGCAAUCACACCCCGCACGUGCAAUCACAACACACACGAUACCCCACCCUGUCGCCCCCAACCCUCUCACCCCCUACCCUCACCCGGGAAGAGCCCUACCCAGGACGGAUCGGUAAUCCUGACGGGGACGAGCUGAGUCACGGCGGAACUGAACUGCGGCAACCGAGCGUGAUGAACAGAAUGUCUGACUGCUACAUGCCAGAGUCCGGCCCUCACAGCGCCACCGCGGUUCCUCAAGUCCCGCGUCCAGCAAGUGGUUGUUCAAAUUACUCAGAUCAGUACCCAGGACAGUUAAACCUCAGUGGUCAAUACCAGAAACAGAAGGAGCCGGACUCCUACCGCCCCGCUGGCGCUGCCCAACCGUACAAUUGUGGCCAUCAAUCACUUGUUAGUCAAGACCCCUCGGGGCGCGCAGUACCGCAUGCCAAAGCCACGGACAAUGGACUGCAUGCGAUGAAUGGACCCGCGACGCGUCACCACCCGAGUGUCCACUCCCGCCAAAAGGACACCUCUUUGUCCCCUCCGACCUUGAAGAGGCGGAUCCUCUGCGCCCUGGGGUCAGGGGGCGAGUGGAUCGCCCCGAAAUCCGAGGAGCGCUUCGACCUGAACAGCAGAGAGCGUUUACAAUGCGUCUCGGACAACGGGCAAAACAAACUCCAACGCACGGACUUCCGGCACGAGACCGGGACAAGCUUGUGCCGGGACGGCCGCGGUUUCCCGGUCCCAGUGGCGGGGGCCAACACGUAUUGCAGGGCGGGCUCCUCACAUUCAGGGGCGGACGAGAACCUGUGGCGCCCGUGGUGAUGAACUGAUCCUGAUUCACUGACUUUAUCUCUGCCGUGACAGUAGAACAUUGCCGGUAGUUUCGCUGACUUUAUGUUGGUUGAGAGGGAAGAGUGUAGAUAUGAGAGAGAGAGAGAGAAAGAGUAGAUAUGAAAGAGAGAAAGAGAGAGUUUAGAUAGAGAGAGAGGGAGAGGAAGAUAGUGAAAGAGAUUUCAACUGGCAUAAUUUACUAUUUUAAUAAAGUGAUUUUUCAAAAAUAAUUGUUCUAUG
This is a messenger RNA of Lymnaea stagnalis (great pond snail), 3999 nucleotides long. The record is from the annotation of a GenBank genome assembly. Lineage: Eukaryota; Metazoa; Mollusca; Gastropoda; Lymnaeidae.